ACCACUACAACACAAAAAGCGAGAGAGAUCUCUCCCGAGCUCGAUCCGGUCCACCGCGACACGAAGACGACCAUGGCGAUGGCUCGCUCCCAGCUUGCCGCCGUGUUCCUCGCCGUCCUCGUCUCGGUGGCGCCGCUCGCCGGCGCGGCGGACAACCUCCAGGACGCGUGCAACCGGACGCUGUUCCCCAAGGUGUGCAUCCAGGCGCUGACGACGAACCCGGAGAGCCGGACGGCGAACGCGCGGCGGCUGGCGGAGCUGUCGGUGUACGUGGCGGCGGAGGUGGGCACGGCGGUGGCGGCGUUCGCGCACCACGAGCUGAACGGCGUGAAGGAGGACGCCCUGUUCAAGUGCGUGGACAGCUGCUCCGACGACAUCGAGGAGGCGGUGGCGCACCUCAGCGCGCUCACCCGCGAGCUCACCGACGCCAAGUUCCUCGAGGUCAAGGCCUGGCUCUCCGCCACGCUCGGCGGCUCCUCCACCUGCGAGGACACCUGCAAGGACGCCCCCAUCAGCGAGAUCAAGAACGCCGUCGUCACCAAGAGCCUCGAGUUCGAGAAGCUCCUCCGCGUCACGCUCGACCUCAUCACCGAGGCCUCCGGCUCCAUGUCCGCCGACGUCGCCCUCCCGCCCGCCACCGGCGGCGGCGGCGGCGGCUAUGGCUAUGAAUCCAGCAGCGCCGCCGCCGCGCCGGCGCCUUCCGAGUCCGACUCCGACGUCGGCUCCGGCUCAGGCUCCGCCGCCAGCGCGCCGGGCCCGAGCCCAUCCGACGACACCGGCUACGGCGGCUCCUCCGGCAGCCCAUCCAGCAGCCCAUCCAGCAGCCCCUCCAGCAGCCCCUCCGGCAGCCCCUCCAGCAGCCCCUCCGGCAGCCCCUCCGGCAGCCCCGCCGGCAGCCCCGCCGGCGGCCCCACCGCCGGCGGCCCUGCAUCUGGACCGUCGUCGUACGGCGCCGCCUCUGGCCCCGCCGAAGGGCCGUCGUCGUCCGGCGCCGCCUCUGGCCCCGCCGAAGGGCCGUCGCCGUCCGGCGCCGCCGGCCCCGCCGAAGGGCCCUCGUCGUACGGCUCCACCGAAGGGCCGUCUCCAUCGCCGUCGUCGUCCGGCUCCGCCGACGCGCCGGGACCCGGCGCCAGCGCACCGGAUUCCGAGGAGUACUGAGCGACGUACGGCGCAUGCAUGGCUACACAGAUUUUUCCUUCUUCAUAUCACCAUUUCUUUUUCUCCAGUCUUCUUUGAAUAAUCCGUUGACACUAGCGAAGAUUAUGAUGGGUUGAUCAUUAAGCCUACGUAGAAAAUCCAUUGACAUAAUUAUUACAAUGGUGUAUGGGGAAAAGGGGAAAAAUAUUAGUAUGGUUUAUGAGGAUUAUUUCGGAUCAAGAAAUGAGGCCCAUAUAGGAGAGAUGGCAUGUGGCCCCAAAUGGGAGAUUUUUAUUUUAUUUUAUUUUUUUGGGAAAAGGAGAUUUUUUUUAUUAUUAUUGUAAUAUUGUUAUAUGUUGUAUUGGUUUUCUUUGAUGAAAUUAUAUCUGUUCUAAGUGCUA
This is a messenger RNA of Oryza sativa Japonica Group (Japanese rice), 1538 nucleotides long. RefSeq lists its product as uncharacterized. Gene Ontology annotation, biological process: negative regulation of catalytic activity. The record is from RefSeq and is a predicted model, not a curated record. Gene Ontology annotation, molecular function: enzyme inhibitor activity. NCBI's taxonomy places the organism in Eukaryota, Viridiplantae, Streptophyta, Magnoliopsida, Poales, Poaceae.